Molecule: messenger RNA, 354 nt
Organism: Haemonchus placei
Lineage: Eukaryota; Metazoa; Nematoda; Chromadorea; Rhabditida; Trichostrongylidae
Source: the annotation of a GenBank genome assembly
AUGAACAUCGUCAGUAGAGCAAUGACCGAACACGAAAGAACCAAAGGUGUAGAAUACUCCUGCGGGCAACCGCCAACAUACAUAACCCAUUGCCAAUUAGACAUUGUCGUCUUAGCCAUGCCCGGAUGCCCACCGAUGCACAUUGAUUUGAUCUAUGACGCUUCCAAGACUGGGACGACUAAAGUGCUUCUCUUGAAGGCACUUGCAGAAUCACCACGGGCUGCAGCCCACGUGCGCAUGCUGUCAGGGCAGUUUAUUUGCUGGUUGAAUUCACACUCAAUGGCAUUUCUCCAAAUGCGAGUGCCCGGAGGAGAUGGAAGAGGGAAACUGAUCCAUCGAGCGGUUGGAUUCUGA